Messenger RNA from Nezara viridula (southern green stink bug), 246 nucleotides. NCBI's taxonomy places the organism in Eukaryota, Metazoa, Arthropoda, Insecta, Hemiptera, Pentatomidae. The record is from the annotation of a GenBank genome assembly.
AUGCUGAAGGCCCGCAGCGACGAAUCCCCUAACGGGGACAGACCGAGGAAGAAGCUGUCGUUCAAAGAGCCCGAGAUCAUGGGCUACUACAUGCAGAUGAAGCAGAACGUCACCUCCAGGCUGUCCAGGAAGGGGAGGACGUCCAAGCAGAAGGCGCAGGAUGCACCGCCGACCGAGAGGUACGACUCAUCCGAGGACCCGGAGCUACAGGUAUGCUCUGUAGCUAUAGAGGGAUGCUUGGGGUAG